CCUCUGCCGUGGGCUCAGUCGCUGCGCAGUCUCGCCAUGGCUUGCUACAUCUACCAGCUACCGUCCCGAGUGCUGGACGACCUGUGCCGCAACAUCGACACGCUCAGCGAAUGGGACUGGAUGCAGUUCGCCUCCUAUGUGAUCACGGACCUGACACAGCUGAGGAAGAUCAAAUCCAUGGAGCGGGUGCAGGGUGUGAGCAUCACCCGGGAGCUGCUGUGGUGGUGGGCCAUGCGACAGGCCACCGUCCAGCAGCUGGUGGACCUCCUGUGUCACCUGGAACUCUACCGAGCUGCCCAGAUUGUCCUGAGCUGGAAGCCUGUUCCUGAGAGCAUGUCUCCUCUUCCAGCCUUCCCAGAGGUGGUGAAGCCAGGGCCUGUGGCUACUUCUGGAAGAAAACUCAAGGAUGAACAGGAAAAGGGCCAGCUUGUGAAGCCGGGCUCCUUUCUGGACUCAGGGACCACUGUGGCUGGGGCCCAGCAGCAAGCCUCCCACCAGCUUCCAUGCAAGGAGGAUGCCCCUUGUUCCUUGAAAACUGACCAACCUGACAUUUCCCAGUCUAAGGACUGCAGCACUUCCACAUCUGUCCCCAAGCAGGAAAAGCUUCUGAGUUUGCCCGGAGACAGGCUUUUCUGGAGUGAGGCAGAUGUCGUCCAAGCAACUGAGGACUUUGACCAAAGCCACCGAAUCAGUGAGGGGACCUUUGCCGAUAUCUACCGGGGGCAAAGGCAUGGUGUGGCCUUUGCUUUCAAGAAGCUCAGGGAGAUGUCUGGCUCCAGUCCAGGGUCCAUGGACAGAUUCCUGCAGGCAGAGAUGCAGCUUUGCCUUAGAUGCUGCCACCCCAAUGUCCUACCUCUGCUGGGCUUCUGCACUGGAAGACGGUUCCACAGCCUCAUCUACCCCUACAUGGCAAAUGGCUCUCUGCAGGACAGACUCCAGGUUAAGGGUGACUCAGACCUGCUGCCCUGGCCCCAGCGUGCCAGCAUCUGCUCAGGGCUGCUUCUUGCUGUUGAAUACCUGCAUAGCCUGGACAUCAUCCAUAGCAAUGUCAAGAGUGCCAAUGUUUUGCUGGACCAGCAUCUUAGCCCUAAGCUGGCUCAUCCAGUGGCUCAUCCCUGUCCUGCCGAUAAAAAGACCAAAUACACCGUAAUGAAGACCCACCUGUUCCAGGCCUCAGCUGCAUAUCUGCCUGAAAACUUCAUCAGGGUCGGGCAGCUGACUAAGCAAGUGGACAUCUUCAGCUGCGGAAUUGUAUUAGCUGAGGUCCUCACCGGCAUCCCUGCGAUGGACAAGGACCGCAGCCCGGUUUACCUGAAGGACUUGCUUCUUAGUGAGAUUCCCAGCAGUACUGCCUCGCUCCACUCCAGGAAGACAGGCCUGGGGAAGGUGGUGGCGAAAGAGAUCUGUCAGAAGCACGUGGAGAGGAGGGCAGGGCUGCUGCCCGAGGCCUGUGCUGAGGCCUGGGCCACCGCUGUGUGUCUCUGCCUGCGGAAGCGCAAUGCCGGCUUGGAGGAGGUACGAGUCUCCAUGGCUGGGGUAGAGGAGCAACUCCGAGGUCAGCCAUCCCUCCCUUGGAGCAGGGUUUCUGAGGGCACAGGCCUGUCUUCCAAUACCCCAGAGGAAACAGAUGAUGUUGACAAUUCCAGCCUCAGUGUCUCCUCUUCUGUGAUGGUGGCAUCGUGUACAAGGGUUGCUUCCUCUCCACUCUCUAGGGAGAAUGAAAUAGCACAGCCAUCAACCAGUGGAGGACUGGAGGAUGACUCCUCCUUAGAGGCCUGCACAGGCCCACAGCCACCCCACGAUGCUCCAGAGACUUCAUGGAAGAUUGAGAUCAAUGAGGCCAAAAGGAAACUGAUGGAGAACAUCCUACUCUACAAAGAGGAGAAACUGGACAGCAUUGAGCUUUUUGGACCCUGAUGACCAGAGCCCAGCUGAGGACCCUUAUCCUCAACUGGAUAGACAAUUGUCCAGUCAAGGAAGACGUCUUUGGCAGCCCAAGUUCUGUCAAGAUGCAUACAACCUAAAUACCAGCCUGGAACAGAAGGAAACCUGUUCAUCAGAGUUGAGUUGUAGGGGAGGGGGCAGGGGACCUCAACUUUCACAGACACCAAACUCCAGGAAUCGCUCUUCCUUUCUGAGACUCCUUAGAGGACCAUGAAGUGGAAACGCCUGGUAUGCGACCCACGGAUUUGGGUGGUUUUGUGGUUCCAGGGAGCUCAUCCACAAUAGGUGCUGUUGCUCCAGCAGCUCUCACUCUCCACAACUGACAAGAGCAAUCCUGCAGCACCCAUGGUGUUUUCCAGAGUUCUCGUCUGUCAGUCAUAUUUGCCGACAGCUUUCUGCAAACUUCCAUUUCCUAAGACUGUCAGCUGGUGUCUCAGUGCAAUUCUUGACUCAUCUCUCAAGUUCAAGAUUACAAAAGCAAGGCACUUGGCGAAGGACUUCGUAGGCAUUCUGCUUCUUCUGUUGGCAAUCUUGUAAGCCACUGGUGAACGGCUUGCUCUGCACCUUCAUCCUCCCUUCACACCAAUGUCCAUUUUUUUUUUUUUAAUGGAGACUCCAAGAUUGUGUGUUAUUUAUAGCUGGGUGAAGAAUCAUGAGAACUAGUCUCAUGUUUGAUUCUGCUGCUAUUUAAGUCAAUCACUCGGUGUGUGGGAACUCCGUAUCCUUGUAAGGUCCCCCUGCUCUGUUCUCCCUGCCUCAGCUCUUGGGAGGGAAGGGGCAGUGGCUAUAGAAGCACUUUGAAAAAUGUAUCUGUCCUGUUUUAUAAAACAAAUGAAAGGUAUUAAGUUCACGUUUCUGCCAUGUAGAAAAUGUUUAUGCAGUGAAUGUAUUUUUGAAAAGUCAUGUUGCCAACCUUUUUGUAAAACAAAGCUAUUUCUAAUUCACUAUUUAAAACAGUUCCCACUAUCAUGACCCUCUUGUAAAAAAAAAAUGUUUGUAAUCUAUCAUAUGUCUUAUAAUUGCUUUUGUGUCUGGGCAAUUUGUUUACAGAAAGUGUUUGACUCAAGGACUCUUGCUUUUGCUUUUACUUAUGUAUUUUUGCUUGUAUAAUGUGUGUGUGCAUUUAUGUGUAUGAAUGUGGUGUACAUACUACCAUGUGCUUGUGGAGCUCAAGAGGAUGACUUAGCUGUCAAUCCUUCUUCCACAAGGUUUGUUAUUUUUCUGCUUCUUACACAAGGCUAGCUGGCCCAUCUCUGUGCAGGAGUGCUUCAAUUAUCUAGACCCUUGCUACACGCCUAGCUUUUAUGUGGGUCCUGGUAUUUGAACUCAAAACCUCAUGGUGUGGCAAGUGCUUUAACCCACACAGUAGACUUAGGAUAUUGUCACUUCAGGAUGGAUUCCAUCAUCAGUGCCUCCACUGUAGUGGGGAUGAGGCAUUUGUACACUCUUCGUGGAUAUUAAAGUUGUUUU
This is a messenger RNA of Peromyscus eremicus (cactus mouse), 3414 nucleotides long. It is a transcript of the gene Irak2, whose product is annotated as interleukin 1 receptor associated kinase 2. Gene Ontology annotation, biological process: protein phosphorylation; intracellular signal transduction; interleukin-1-mediated signaling pathway. The transcript is spliced from 13 exons. Bases 37 to 1917 code for a protein of 626 amino acids. Lineage: Eukaryota; Metazoa; Chordata; Mammalia; Rodentia; Cricetidae. Gene Ontology annotation, molecular function: ATP binding; protein binding; protein kinase activity. The record is from RefSeq and is a predicted model, not a curated record. Gene Ontology annotation, cellular component: nucleus; cytoplasm; plasma membrane.